Scatophagus argus is the source of this 4148-nucleotide messenger RNA. RefSeq lists its product as uncharacterized. The coding region runs from base 762 to 2258 and encodes 498 amino acids. The transcript has 7 exons. Gene Ontology annotation, biological process: T cell receptor signaling pathway; negative regulation of T cell activation; intracellular signal transduction. The record is from RefSeq and is a predicted model, not a curated record. Gene Ontology annotation, cellular component: plasma membrane; membrane raft. Lineage: Eukaryota; Metazoa; Chordata; Actinopteri; Scatophagidae.
UUCAACAGGUCCACUUCAUAUCCUCCGCGCAAAAGCAGAAUCUGUUUAUAAUUUAGUCCCCUGGGCGUCCAAAAGUGCUGCUCUAAAUACGUCUUGUCUGCCUCUGAAAUUAUCCAGAGCUCCAUUCACCUUUAGCAGUGACUGAGAAAUCCUCCCAAACCGGAUUCAGCUCAUUAGUUGACGCUCUCCACCCGCACUUCCUCGUCCUUCCGAGGGAUGACGCUAGAAUCAAAAGGCAAAUUCAAAAUUGGGGGGUCUCCAGCUCUGCCUGAGUCACAUGGAAGCACAGUAUAGCUGAGCCGAGGGGAUGCGAGUACAGAUGGAGGGGGCUUGAGGGACUGUGGAGGAAAACCUGGCACUUGGAGAUAAUAUUGGUGAUACAGCGGCGGCGGCGACAGCAGCAGCAGCAGCAGCAGCAGGAAGGCAGGUCAGACUCUUCCCAGCCUGCCGUCUGGCUGGGAAGCAGAGGAGCGCGGACAGGGCGCACAAGGGGGUCAGUGGGCGCUCAAAGGAUGUCACAUGCACUAUGCUGCAUGCGUGUUUUGUGAAGCCCCGGAAAGCCAAGUUAUCGCCUUUGAUCGAUUAUGCUCGCGAGGAGCGCCCGGUCCGUGUGGAAGCAGAAGGAAGCGACCAGGGUUGAUGCUGCGCCUCCCAAAAUCUCUGAGCUGAAUCCCAGUGAGACCGUGGCACUUCCCUGCGUGCAUGAGUUGUAAGGGUGCAAGUGUGAGUGUGUGAGAGCAAGUGAGCGCCAGCGCUCCCACAUGGCCUCCAUGCAGGACGGGCUGAACUUCACGGCUCCUCCCUACGGCAAGGUCCUGCUGCUGGGUGCUAUUGCUGCUGCCUCAGCCUUUGUUGUCACGAUCCUCAUCGUGGUGCUCUGCGUGGGCUGCCAGAGGAAGGGGAAGACACACAAUGUUCCCGGCGAGGGCGGAAAGCAUCGUCUCAUGGACAUGGGUAUACUCAGGCAGUCGAAGCUGCGGUCCAUCAGUAAAUCAGACACAGAGAUGAACAAGAUGAACUGCAAUGGCAAAAAGCCAUCUAAAAAGAAACGUCCAGCCAGCAUGGACCUUCUGCUGCUGCUCAGCUGCCGGUCUAACUCUGACCUUCGUUCUCAAGGCAGGCAGCUUCCCCAGAUCCCCUCUGGGACUGGAGAGGAUGGAGAGCACACUUACUCUGAAGUGGGCAGACGCUCUUCCACCACACGUACUGACGAUGCCCUGUACGCCAUGGUAGGCAGGGCUGGGCAGACAGACACUCCGGCCCCUCCGGCCGUCCCUGCCAACACCCCGGCUCCCCCAGACCCAGACGGGGAUGUGGAAGGAGGGCUGCCUGAACCCGAGGCCCAGGUCAUGUCUCCCCCUCACCCUCCGGAGACGGCCGAGUACGCCUGCGUCAGGAAGCUGAGAAAGGCCGACAAAGCGCCUCAGAAGAGGGACAGCGGGACGGAUAUGGGGGAGCCGCCGGCGCCACCUCCACGACAUGCCCCACCAUCACAUCCUGCCCCUCCCCCACCACACCCUCACAGCACAAAGUUGCCCCGUAGAAACGUGGAUGCCUUCAACGUCCCGUCAUUCCCAAAGGAAGUGAUGUUUAUGGGCAACGGAGAGCAGUACAUCUGGAAGCCUCCAGAGGAUGAGGAGAUGCUCAUGCACCAAAAUAAAGCGCUGGUACCACUGGCCCCUCACACGGUGGAGAACAUACAGCCGUCCGCUGCCGUGGUGGCUGAGAUGUACUCAAAGGUGUGUAAACCGGGAAAGAAGAAGAGAGCUGUGCCGGGGUCUCCUCCAGCCAACCCUGGCUUCCGGACCUUGGGUCGUGGUGAUCGGGAUCGAGACCGAGAUGGGGGGUUUAGUGUAGUAGUCAAACCCCAGACGUGGUCCCUUCAGGAGGGCAAAGCAGUUGGUGGGGUCCUUGACGAUCACUGCUAUGAGUCCAUCGGGACAGAGGAGUGCGAUCCGGCCUAUGAGAACCUGGAAGGCGGAGGCGCAUGGAAGCGAGAGAGGCCCCCCAACACGUGUGCCACCCUGCGGCCGAGGAGGAAGAAAGCCCAGCAGCCCUUGCAGCAGCAGCAGCCCCCUCCGCCGCCACCGACGCAGCAGACCCCCAAGUUACAGCACCUGCCAGCCAAAGCCCUGCUGCUGCCAGGCGAGAACCUGUACGAGAGCAUCGGCGACCUGAAGCAGGGCUCUGCCACCUCCAGCACCACCACCAUCUUUACUUUCAAUGACGGCAUGGAGAUGUAUGUAACAGGGCUCUGAGGUGGCGGCUGCACUGUGAUCCCUAUCCUUCCAACACAAGGAGCUGAGCUAACACCACAAGGAGUGACGGCUGAGCCCCUGUCAUGCUCACCCACACAUACUGUUUACAUUUAAGUCAUAACAUCAAGCCUUUCGCGGGCCCCAGAGGCCUUGGGGCAGUAAUGUUGAUCUGUUAUGACCUGGGCUGAAUACAAAGUCCAAUCUAUAAACCUUAUAAAGAAUCCAAAGGUAGUGAAUAAUAUGAGCACAAGACCAUUGCAGAGCAAUCUGUAGGUAACAGUAGCACUUCUAUUGUACUGAUACACAUGUGCAAAGCACAAUAAAGUAAAAAGCCUAAAUUGUUCCUCAAUUCUAGCGGGUAAAGAAGAGUUGUUUACUUGGUCCUGGCAGGACUUGUAGGCACAGCAUUGCGUGAAAUCUUUUGGUAGCACUUAGUCUGUCAUGAGCAGGCCUUCCCUGUAGUUGGUCAAGAUGUGAUUCAGGACGGAAUUUAAAUGAUUUAAAGGAAUGAAUUACUAAUCAAAAUACUUGAAAGCUCAGGGACCAAUAGAAUCAAUUAUGAGAGUAUUAUAACAAAAAUUGCACACAUUUUCCAUUGCUCCUAAACGCUUUGACUAAUUUAGAGCAUCACCAUCGUAUUUAAAAACCAACCGGACGCUUCCCUGUGUCACGUUUCAUCUUACAUGGACUGAACACUGUCUCCACUGCCGUCUGUAAAUGAAGUGUUUUACUUUGUCGAUCCUGUUUCCGCACUUUGCCUGCUACAAGUUGCAUGCUAGAAAAGAAAAGUGUUAAAAAAAAAAACAACAAAAAAACAAACUAACAAAAAAUCAAGCACUGUCACGUGGUACCUCUAUAUGAAUGUUUUUUUUUUCUAUUGUCGUUGGUUGUUAUUUAUUUAUUUAUUUAUUUAUUUUAGUGUGUUGCUUUAUUUCUGUAGCGCACAAAGCCAGUUAGAUUAAGGACGUCUUUGGGCUCGGUGGGACUUUGUGCAGCAUCCUCGGCCUGCCACACACACACACAGUAUGUACGGAUGAAUCAAGACUAAAGAGAACUGCUCGAGUCCUAAAGGUGGAGACAGUCCACUCAACCCAUCCACCUCUGAUCCACACACACACACACACACACACACACACGUCUCUGCUCAGUCUUCACUCAUACCUGUGGACCCUUCAUCUACAUAGUCCCUGCCUUGUGCUCAUAUGAAUCUGCUUGGGUUUCACCAUAGUGCAGCUUGGAAAGCUACAGUAGAACUGAUGUGUAUUAGCAAGCGUCAUGUCUCAUCGUCACAUCCGUCGAUGAACACACUCUCUCUCUCUCUCUCAUUCUCUCUCUAUUCUCUCUGUUAUCAGUGUUAAAAAUAUUGCAGAAAUGACAAAAAUGUGAAGCAAACGGUUCGCUAAGCGGCAGAGCGUCAGCCUGAAGAAAACCCGCUCGAAAUGACAUCCACAUCCUGGACAAUAAAAACGACUCCAUUUGACCAAAUAUCCCCAACAAACAAUGUGAUUAUACUGUAUGUUGAUGCAACGUGUAUGUACAUUACAAAAGAGAAAGAAUAAUAAAUAUAUCAUCAGUGUCAAGAAAUCUAUCUUUUUCUAUCAUGUUUAAUUGUGUUUUGGAAUGACUUAUCUUGUGACACAAACUGCAAAACAGCUGCAAUGUAAAUUUCAGUGUAUUCUGUUUGUUGUUUUUGAAGCCAUGAAGCUAUGGUGUGUUCUUGGAAAGCCCAGCUAAGUUAAAUGUGGCAGCUAACGUUGUGUGUUUGCUAUUCAGACUACAGGGUCUUGUACUCAGAAGCGUGUAAUUAAGUGCUAAGUGCAAAAGAUUGUAAUGUUUUAUAUCAAGAUUACUAUUCAUGAAAUGUCAGUCAAGUUUAUACUUUUGUAAUAA